Molecule: messenger RNA, 1867 nt
Organism: Procambarus clarkii (red swamp crayfish)
Lineage: Eukaryota; Metazoa; Arthropoda; Malacostraca; Decapoda; Cambaridae
Product: protein amalgam
Biological process (GO): homophilic cell-cell adhesion; synapse organization
Cellular component (GO): plasma membrane; axon; neuronal cell body
Molecular function (GO): axon guidance receptor activity; protein binding
Source: RefSeq, a predicted model, not a curated record
CACCUCCUCAAGAGGAAGCGUAAGAAACCUCUGACGAUGGAGACAUCUCUGGCCGGCACCCUCGUCACUCUGCUGCUCCUCACACCACAAGGUCUGUCCAGGGGCUACAGCGACCAAUACAGCUACAGCGACUACGACACCGGCAGGGACGGCUACUACAGCGCCUUCAGUGGCAGGGAGGAGGAGGAGGUGCCCACCUUCCUGGCGCGCCCUCAGAGCUUCACGGUGGAGGUGGGCCAGUCUGUCAUCAUCCCCUGUGACGCUGAGAGAACCGGCACCAACAAGCUUAUUAUCAAAAAAAUCCCUCCCAACGGCGGAAAGGAGAAGUUGAUAUGGGUUGGGAGCGAGAGAGUGACACAGGACCACCGCAUCACCGUGGACGGCUUCCGUCUCAACCUUUCCAACGUCCAGCCCCGAGACGCCGGCACCUUCCUCUGCAUGUUCGAGAUGGAGCAGCCUGUGCAGCUAAGACACACCCUGAACGUCCAGUUCGCCCCCACCAUCAGGUCCCUGGCCCCGCCUGAGCAACACGUCACCAAGGGCACCACCGUCACCCUCGAGUGUGAGGCUCAGGGCAACCCACAGCCCAUCAUCCGCUGGUCCCGUCAGGAGGGUCCUCUACCCUCCGGUCACCGUACACAACAGGGGCGCUCACUGCGCCUGGAGGGGCUGGACCUGGGCAUGGACGGCACCUACCUCUGCAGCGCCGACAACGGCAUCGGGGAGGCGGCCUCCACCGCCAUGACCAUCACUGUGGAGUACCCGCCGGAGGUCACGGCUGAGAAGGGGAUCGUACGAAGUGGAGAGGGUGACCGGGUGGAGCUGGCGUGUGUGGUGAGAGGUCAGCCGGUCCCGGACGUGUUCUGGACGCGUGACGGCCACCCGCUGCCCUACACCAACAUGGACACCAAGUUCCACCUGCUGGGACACCACAACAGAUCGCAAGACUUCCACACCGCCCACCUCAGCCUCGCCCACGCCGCCCACAGACAUGUCCUCGUCGUGGACCGAGUCACUGAGAAGGAUUUCGGGGCGUACAUUUGUAUAGCCAGGAACACUCACGGACAGAAAGAAGCGGUGAUACAGAUGACAGGGCUGCCCAAGCCGCCCCAGGUCACCAGCAGCCCCAACGGUGGUGAGGGCACCAGGUACACUCUCACCUGGCAGACUGAGAGCUACUACCCCAUCACCGAGUUCCUCAUCAAGUACCGCAAGACCCAUCUAGGGCCCUGGCAGGCCAACGGGACCAUGGUGAUGCCAGGAGCGUGGGAGACCAUCACCGGGGCUGUGGACUCCGGGAAGCUGCUCCCCCACACGCGACACGCGCUGGCGUACACGGUGAUGGGGCUGGAGGUGGCCACGGACUACGAGGCCAUCAUCAGAGUCAGGAACAAGUACGGGUGGUCGGCGCCCUCCCCACACUUCUCCUUCUCCACCAAGAAAGCGAUGGCAGUACUGCAGUCGACGCGUGCAGCGGCGGGAGACGCGACGCUGGCAACACCUGCACCUCUCUUCCUCCUCACAGUCUUCCUCGCCAAGCUUUAGAAGACAUCACACCAAGACGUGCAAAUGCUGCAGCAACAGCAGCAGCGUGUUGUGUUGCAGCAGCAGCAGCGUGUUGUGUUGCAGCAGCAAGUGCGGUCUGUAGAAAAAAACAACUCCUCCUUCACUUACAGGUUGUGGAUAACAUCUGGUGGACACCGAGCCUGGGCGUCGAGCGUGGUGCAGACGCCUGGUGCUUACGGGGUAGUUAAGAGGCAAAACAAAAUUUAACGAUGUUAGAGGAAGUUAUAAUGUGUUUACUCACCUAGUUGUGCUUACGGGGGUUGAGAUUUGGCUCUUUAGUCCCGCCUCUCAACUGUCAAUC